Plectropomus leopardus (leopard coralgrouper) is the source of this 3411-nucleotide messenger RNA. RefSeq names its product RAB23, member RAS oncogene family (gene rab23). NCBI's taxonomy places the organism in Eukaryota, Metazoa, Chordata, Actinopteri, Perciformes, Serranidae. Gene Ontology annotation, molecular function: GTPase activity; GTP binding. The record is from RefSeq and is a predicted model, not a curated record.
GCUUAGCAACAAACAUUAGCGAGCUAGCCAGUUGCCUGGCUGGCUAGUUGCUCUCAUGCGCAACGUAGUUAGCCGUAACGAAGGCUUGCCGAUGAGUAGCUAUGCGUUUUCAUCUCGUAAAUAUCACAGAUGCGCCUCAGUUGUCGACACCGAUUAAACUUUACCUCCCGUGUUGAAGCGGAAAGCCUUCGAUCAGAGCAGUCAUCAGCUAGAUAUCAGUACCGGGUGGAGCAGAGGGCUCUUUUCUGUGGGAAAAGUGGCUAAUCUUAGCUAGGUAACCUUAGCACCGGGAGUCACUGGCGUCUCCUCCUGCCACAGAGAAGAGCAGAGGGAGGCUGGAGAUAUGUGAGUGUGGGUUAGCUAACGUCGGCGGCCACUGGAUGAGUUGAAACGUGAUUUUAAAAGGUGGUAUAUGUGUUCCUGUCACAUCAGCGAAACUACCCAGGCGGAGUGGAACUGAGUAAACCAGCCGGACGUCGCCACCAUGUUGGAGGAGGACAUGGAAGUGGCCAUCAAGGUGGUCGUGGUCGGCAACGGCGCUGUUGGCAAGUCCAGUAUGAUCCAACGAUACUGCAAAGGCAUCUUCACGAAGGACUACAAAAAGACCAUCGGAGUGGACUUCCUGGAGAGGCAGAUAGUUGUAAACGAUGAGGAGGUCCGGCUAAUGCUGUGGGACACCGCUGGUCAGGAGGAGUUUGAUGCCAUCACUAAGGCCUACUACCGCGGUGCUCAGGCGUGUGUGCUAGUCUUCUCUACCACAGACCGGGACUCGUUUCAGGCUAUCGACAGCUGGAGGGAGAAGGUGGAGGCAGAGGUCGGAGAUAUUCCCACGGUUCUUGUGCAAAACAAGAUUGACCUCCUAGAAGAAACUGUUAUAAAAAACGAGGAGGCAGAAGGUUUGGCCAAAAGGCUCAAGCUGAGAUUUUAUCGAGCGUCAGUAAAAGAGGACCUUAAUGUCAAUGAAGUUUUUAAGUACUUAGCUGAGAAGUACCUCCAGCGACUCAAACAGCAAACAGCAGAGGAGACGGAGGUGCUCCAUACGACAAGCAAUAAAAUAGGUGUUUUUAAUACCACAAGUAGUAAUGUCUGCAACCAGAACUCCAGCAACGGCAGAGAAGUCAUCACUUUGCGACCCAACAAACAGAGGACCAAGAAGAGUAAAAAUCCUUUUGGAAGCUGCAGCGUACUCUAGAUAAAAAAAAUUAUUUAGUUUUAGUGACUUACUGUUGUUUCGAAGACUAAAAAUUGGUCGAUGUCUUAUUUUGAGGAGGUAGCCACAUUUAGAGACCAAAGCCCAAACAGACUGGAAAACACUAUUCUACACUACUUUGAUAACCAGAUGUUUAAUCCCUAUCCUGUGUUGUAUCCCCACAAUGAUUGUUGAAUUUCCUUUGAUUCAGUUUUGCAUCUCCAGCAAUGAUCUCCGCACAAAACCUUUGUACUCUUUUGGGGCCCCUCCUUGUGGUUGCCUUAAGUAACAGCAACAGCUGCAGCUACAGUAUGUUAUUUAGACAUGACACUAACAGUUGUCUCAUCAAAACAUGUAACGGCAAAAGGUUUGCACUCCUGCUCUGUAAAAACGCCUGUAUAUGAUUUUUACGGUCAUUCAUUCCUGUGUUUGACAUUUCAACCGUGCAAUAUGUUUGCAUGUAUUGUAGGAGAUACAAAAAUAAUUUUGUACCAUAUUUUUUUUCUCCCAGCAAAAUAUGGUUCAAACUAUAUAGUUAUUGUGGACUAAACACUACCGAAUCCACAGUUUAUUCUCUGUGCAGAAGUAUUUUUGUACGAAUCACAGCAGUGUUGGGUGAUAUUUUGACUUAAGUGUUGACAUAGUGCCAAAUUUCCUCUUUCUGAGCUUAACACUGCAGUGAUAUGGAUGUAACAUAAAAUUAAUAGAAUGUGCUUUUAUGUAUAACCAAAUAUCAAUAACUAUAACAUCGUCCUCUAUAUGUCUGCUUACACUCUACUCAUUUACAGAUUUAUUAAUCAAAGACUUUCACAAAGUUUUGGGACUCUGUGACGAAAAAGUCACAGUCAGUUAUAGCACGAUGAUUUUAACUGCAGUUUUUUACAUUUUACAUUUUUGAACUGUGCUUUUCUUUAAUACAGCUUUGAGUCACUCAUCAGUAAGCCUCAGAGUGAAUCAUUUUCAGUACUUAUGUAACAUUUCAAAACAUUCAACAUGGUACAAGAUUUUGUUUUUUAUUUCUUGUUGUGGCUUCUUCACUAUCUAAUCCAUUUCUACCCAUAAAUAUUAGUCUGCUCCUUUUUAACGGGUAAAAAAGGAGGAAAAGUGAGACCAGACAGUUGAAAAGCUCACAGCUCAGUAGUCUUAAGCAGAAUGUGAACCCCGUCUCUCUGAAGGUACAAACAGUUGAUGGUCAGGAUGGGAUGUUUUGCUUGUGUGUGCCUGAAUAUGCAAGAAAAUGUCCUCAUUACACGAGGGUACUCAUGUAACCAUAACAGAUCACCCAAACUAAUGCUCAGUACAUCUAGCUGUGAACUGCAUUGUCUGCAUUAAGCCUUUUCUUUUCCCCACAGCAGCUCAUUAUGAAGACACCGGUUUACUAAGCACAAAGACAUUAUUACCAGUUCCUUAUGAAUAGUAUUUUAAAUGCACGUUUUGUCUUUUGAAAAGGUUUUGUAACUGAUCUCAGAUCUGUUAGAAACUUUUUUUUCCUUAAUUCAACUUAAUUUUCAAGAUGGGACUGUAGUGAAAAUCCCAGCAGGUGCUUAAAAUAUGUUCCAGUUAUACCAUUUAGAUUCUGUCACAUUUUAAGCUCCCUCAUUGGUUGUCUGUAAACUGUGCUGUUUCGAAACAAAAAAGCGUGUGGCAUAACUGUAAUGCAUGCAAACCUUUUUUUCUCAUCCAGUGAAUGUAAUCAUGGUUGCAAUGCCACAAUGCCUUGUCAUUGUUUACAUCUCCCAUCGAGCACCAGUAAGCAUUUUAAUCCCUGCUCUUGCUGUUGAACUUUGCCUGCACAGUAAAUCUGUAAAUACUUAUUUCUCAAGCUUUCUUUUAUUUGUAACAUUGUGUAAAUUUACGUUUUGCUUUUUGACUGAAUGGAUAUAGCGCACUUUAUCAUUAAGAUGACAUAUAAUCUUAAAAGAACCACGAGUAAAAACUAACCAUACUUAUGUGCUGUCACUCAGGUGUUGUAAUGAUCUUUGUGUCUUUCUGUUUUUCUAAUUUUUCCACACGUGACUUCAUAAAUCAUUUCACACGUUAAGAUAGACAAACCAACAUAUGUAUGCUUUCACUCUGACAAAAACAACACUCAUUGUUGGAUUUUUUUUUAACAGUAAGAAAAUACAUCACAAAUUUAAGUGUGCCACACAGCUGUGUGCCUCGUGAUAUGUAUGGAUGGGAGUUGAUGGUGACAUAAAUAAAACUUUACCUUUUUUUCUUGA